AUGAGGCAUUAUUUCGGUCACAAAAAGCAUGUUUGUACAUUUAUUACAUUUAUCUCUUCCAUAUUGUUUCCCCUUCACGGUUUUGCUAUCUUGUCCAUCAGCAUAAGAAAUUAAAUAGGAAGUUCUGAGGAGUUUUGUGGACGCUACAGAUGACAACAUGAAGGCCACAGACAACACAGAAAAAGUGUGGAAACUUAGAAAUGCAUAAAAUAUUUGUGUAGUAUUGUAUAAUACCAUUCCAAAUUUUACAAUAAGAUACUAUAAACAGCCCAUAAAAGAAAAAGAAAAAGAAAAACAUUGCGACUUCUUUUCUGGUAUAAAGAGAGGGCCAAAAAAAUCUAGGUGGAUUUUCCAGAUGGGGGGGAGGGGUUAUUUGGAAGGAAUAACUACCUACUGAAUCAAGCCUAUUUUUGUUGGCUCUAAAUAAAGAUCAAAAUAACAAUGCUUGAUACACAUAUGGACUCACAGAUGCCUUGUAAUUCUUCUCUAGGGGCCCUUGGUUGGGAACCCCUGAGCUCUCUAGGACUCAAAAUAAUGAUAUGGCAGCCGCAGAAUAACACCAUCUUAUAGCGCCCAGGGCCAACAAUGGAUGGGACCUUCCUGUUCUCUGGCCAUUUGGAGUCCCGGAGCCAAUUCUGGGUUCUUGAAGACAUCGGCCAUGACAUCGGCCAUGACAUCAGCCAUGACAUCAGCAGGGGGGUGCCUUGAUGGGCAAGUGACUUGGAUUUCAGCGAGGGUGGCUGUACCAAGUCACCAGCCUCUCUCCUCCACAGCCAUCCGGGCCGGGGGCAAGACAGAGGUCAGGAUGACCGGCAAUGGCCUCCAGCUCCGGCUACCACGGGACGGGAAGGCUAUUGGUUGUCUGCAGAAUGGCCAGAGGAAGAUUAUCUCCUACAGGGAUGGGUUCGAGAAACUAGCCAAGUUAGGCCCGGAGAAGGAAAACUUGGUGUUUGCGGCACGGACACAAGAUCCCGGUUCAAGCACUCGGACGCCUCAGCUCGCUCCUCCGCGGCCGCAGAAGCUGCAGCGAGGAGGGGAAGCUGCAAAGGCAGAUGUCCUCUUACCGAGAACCACCUUCUAAUGUUCAGAGGGGAGAGCCUGUCGUGGUCCGGCCCCCCGGAAACAGGAAGGGGCCUCUGGUCAUUGAGCCCUAACGGCCUCACUUUACAGAGGGAGGAACUGAGGAAGCUGCUUGAGGCCACAGGAGAAAACAGCCCGAGCGGCCUCUCCCAGCGCAGGGAUACAGUCUUUCCUUAGUGCCUCGGGAGAUACAAAGUAUCAGGGCCUCCCCCACCGGUUAGCAUUGACUUUGAGGUUGGCCGAGCCCUUUGCAAACAGUCGGCCGUCCCAUCCUACAUCCCUGGGAGGCGGCCCCGGCGGCAUCCCCCAUUUACACAAGGUGUAAGGGACUUCCCCGGCUCGUGGGCGGAAUUUGCACUCAGGUCUUCCUGCCUCUCGCGACAGAGCUCUCCCAAGCAUGCGUUUUGCUGUGUAAAGUGAGGCUAUUUAGGACACAUGCGCAGAAAUGGUAAAGCACCACGGAUUUCUCUCCUUUUAGAAGGGGAUCCAAGAGCCUCAUGACCUGCCCCUGCAUUGCCAGCCUAAGGGGUGCAAGAGGACGCGGCAGUCCCUGCGGCUGUUAUGAGACCUCCAGGGCCCGCGGGGGCGACAUGUAUAGCGUCCGGCGACGCUCUAGCCCACGCCUGGCGGCGCAUCGUCAUUGGCCGCUGAGGCUUUCGGGAUCGUGGCGGCAAGAUGGCGGCCCCCAGGAGCGAGGAGGGAGUAACCAUGGCGGAGGAGGAAGCGGCGGCAGCCGUGGUCGAGGCUGCGGGGCGGAGCGGAAGGUCCGGGGUGGAGGUGCUGGUUUCCCAAGACACGUCGGGCUCUCCUCCUCAGUGUCCCCACGGUCCUACUCUUCUGUUUGUAAAGGUGAACCAAGGUAAAGAAGAGGCUCGAAGAUUUUAUGCUUGCUCAGCUUGUAGAGAUAGAAAAGACUGUAAUUUCUUUCAGUGGGAAGAUGAAAAGCUGUCAGAAGCUAGACUUGCUGCCCGAGAAAUCUACAACAGACGUUGCCAGCCUCCUCUAUCUCACAAGCAGUAUGUAGAAAGAUAUUGGAAGUUUAUUGAGCUGCCUUUAUCUCAAAGAAAGUUUUGCCAAAGAUGUCAACAGUUGCUGUUACCAGAUGAUUGGGGAAAGCAUUGUGAUCACCAGGUACUUUAUGAUAUCUCCAUUGCUCAGCUAAAGAGGCCUAGUCAACUCCUGUAUCCAUUGGAGAAUAAGAAGACAAAUGCUCAGUAUUUGUUCACAGACAGAAGUUGCCAGUUCUUACUGGACCUGAUUUCUACUCUCGGAUUCAGAAAAGUUUUGUGUGUUGGAACACCAAGGCUGCAUGAGCUGAUCAGAUUGAAAGCAUCAGGCGACAAGGAGUCUGACGUUAAAAGCCUUCUGCUGGAUAUUGAUUUUAGGUAUUCACAGUUUUAUACAGAAGACAGCUUCUGCCAUUACAAUAUGUUUAAUCAUCAUUUCUUUGAUGGAAAGGCAGGUUUUGAAACUUGUAGAAAAUUCUUACAAGAAGAUAAAGGUGUAGGACUCAUUCUGGUGACAGAUCCUCCAUUUGGAGGUUUGGUAGAACCACUGGCUGUUACCUUCAGGAAGUUUAUGGAUAUGUGGGGAGAACAACAAAGCCCAGAUAAUAACAAGGAACUACCAUUAUUUUGGAUUUUCCCCUAUUUUUUUGAAUCUCGAAUUCUUCAGUUUUUUCCAAGCUUCAGCAUGCUGGAUUACCAGGUAGAUUAUGAUAAUCAUGCACUUUAUAAACAUGGAAAGACAGGUCGAAAACAGUCUCCUGUGCGCAUUUUCACUAAUAUUCCUCCCAACAAAAUAAUUCUUCCAGCAGAAGAAGGAUACAGGUUUUGUGCCGUGUGUCAGCGUUACGUUUCUUUAGAGAAUCAACACUGUGAGAUCUGCAAUUCAUGUACAUCAAAGGAUGGCAGGAGGUGGAAGCAUUGUCUUCUUUGCAAAAAAUGUGUCAAGCCCUCUUGGAUUCACUGCAGCAUUUGCAAUUACUGUGCACUUCCCAAUCAUUCAUGUGCAGGUGCUAAAGAUGGUUGCUUUAUAUGUGGUGAAGCAGAUCACAAACGUACCAAGUGUCCUAAUUUCUCUUCAUCUAAAAGAGCUAACAAGGCUGUCAGGAAACAGAAGCAAAAAAAAAGUAACAAGAUGAAAAUGGAGACCACUAAAGGACAAUCUAUGAAUCAUGCAAUUGUUACAAGGAAAAAGAAAAAGAAGAAAAGAGGACAUCAAUAUCCUUGCUCCUAAAUGUCCAGUGACCUGAGAAUAAGAUUUACAGCUUAACCUUUGGAGCCAUUUUUGGAAAGUGCUAUAUUGGACUUACAUUCUGUUACUUUCAGAGAUGUGCACCUUCAGAAAGUUACUAUUGUCAGGCAGGAUGCUCUCUCUGGUGGAAGUGCUCUUAUCCUUUUUGGGGUAAGGGUUCCCUUUUGGGGAGCUACUCAAGUCUGAAUCCAUUUUCAGAAUGAUGCUUUUAAAUGCAUAAAAGAGUCCAGAAAAGAAAUUGAUAAUAUAGUUAUCAAUUUUUUUUUUAUUUUUAAGUUCACAGACUUCUGGUUAAGAAUGCUUUAUCUGGUAGAUAAGAGCCAUGUUGAACCUGUUUGGAACCCAGAUUCUUUCUUUGAUUGGGUUGUUCUCUUGAUCACUUUACUUCUAAAACUCUUAGUACUUGAAGCUUAUUUAUUCUGUAGAUUCUAAAUAAGGAUGAAUAUUAAAGCCUAUAAUGUUUUGUCUACAAUGACCAUUAAAAUUAAUAAGAUUUUGAAA
Molecule: messenger RNA, 3837 nt
Organism: Antechinus flavipes (yellow-footed antechinus)
Lineage: Eukaryota; Metazoa; Chordata; Mammalia; Dasyuromorphia; Dasyuridae
Gene: ZCCHC4
Product: zinc finger CCHC-type containing 4
Exons: 13
Coding region: 1756-3318 (520 amino acids)
Biological process (GO): rRNA methylation
Cellular component (GO): cytoplasm; nucleolus
Molecular function (GO): rRNA (adenine-N6-)-methyltransferase activity; nucleic acid binding; zinc ion binding
Source: RefSeq, a predicted model, not a curated record